AUGGUACCUGGGCCAGGAUGCAGGACUAGUUACCGCUCUUCUUUACUCACAGGAAACAUGGUUCCAAAGCUUCUGGUUUCCCGACUUUGGUUUCUACUGCUGCUGCUGCGGAUUGUGGAAAUGAGUGUCUCAUUUGAGGACCCACCAGGAUUAACCCCUGCUCAGUGGUUUGAAAUUCAGCACGUAAAUAUGGCCGGCUCCCACUGUGAUGAUGCGAUGCAGGUAGUUAACAGUUACAUAGGGCAGUGCAAAGCCAAGAAUACUUUUCUAAAGGCCACUUUUGCUGAUGUUGUUCAAGUGUGUGGAGCUCCGAAUAUAACCUGUCUUACAAGCCCCAGUACAAAUUGUCAUAAAAGUUCAGUUCAGGUGCCUUUAACCAUCUGUAGCAUCACAAAAAGGAAAUCGAGCUAUGGAAACUGCAAAUACACAGAUGCAUCAGCAACAAAGUUCUACAUAGUUGCUUGUGACAAGAGAUCUCCACGAGACAACACCACCUAUCCUAUAGUUCCGGUUCACUUGGAUGGGAUAUGUUAG
This is a messenger RNA of Sciurus carolinensis (gray squirrel), 534 nucleotides long. Its product is annotated as non-secretory ribonuclease-like. The record is from RefSeq and is a predicted model, not a curated record. Gene Ontology annotation, biological process: innate immune response in mucosa; chemotaxis. Lineage: Eukaryota; Metazoa; Chordata; Mammalia; Rodentia; Sciuridae. Gene Ontology annotation, molecular function: RNA nuclease activity; nucleic acid binding.